AUGCAUCUCAGUGUUCUGGUCAAGGCUCUCAGAGAUUUGAAACUACAAAUUGAAGAAACCAUCACAUUUGCUGAAACAAGACAGGAGGAGGAUCUUCAAGAUGACAGUUUAUUCGAAUUACUAGAACAGUGCCAGAAAAGUGUUUCAGCAGUUUCACUUGCAAUACAUGAUCCAUCAAAUUCAGUUAGCGGUACAGUUAAAAUAGCAGACACAAAAUCGACAGAGUGUCAUUUACAAGGACAAACUACGGAACAGGUGCUGGAUGAUUUUGAAAACUUAGACGACCUAGAUUUUGAUGAUUUCUUCGAUGAGGCAGUGGAGAGUAAAAUUGCCGAGCAGUCCAGUAUUACUUCAGAAAAUGAGAAUGAAGAGUCUAUUAAACAGGUGGGUCUUAAUGACUGUGCAGAAGAAAGUGGCAUAGAAAAUAUACACUGCAUUGAUGAUGAUGAGCCAGAUGAUGUCCACCAACCAACUGAUCCUGUUUAUCAGGAAGUUUUGAAACAGUACUUUGGGUACUCAAACUUUCGACCAAUGCAGUGGAAGAUAAUAAAUUCUGUCUUAAAUGAUAAACGGGAUAAUUGUGUUAUUAUGGCAACAGGCUAUGGGAAAAGUUUGACAUUCCAGUUUCCAUCAGUUUUCACAAAGCGUGUUUCUAUCAUUAUCUGUCCCCUGAUUUCAUUAAUGGAAGACCAAGUCCACGGGCUCAAAGCGUCCAACAUAGAAGCAUGUUUCCUUGGUUCAGCCCAGUCAAAAAUGGCCACAGUUAAACAGGAUAUGUUUUCUGGAAAGUAUCGCCUUGUGUAUGUUACUCCAGAAUUUGCAACAACUGCAAUUUCAGAUUUCAAAAAGUUGGACGAGCUAGUUGGCAUUGACCUUAUUGCCAUUGAUGAAGCCCACUGUGUCUCCCAGUGGGGACAUGAUUUUCGUGAGUCUUAUCGCAGACUUGGAAUUCUCAAGCAAGAAUUUCCAAAAAUUCCCAUUUUGGCAGUGACAGCCACAGCAACAUUUGAUGUGCAGAAAGACAUCUGCUCCAGUUUGAGACUUGUAAGACCUAACAUGACCUGUACUGGAUUUGACAGACCGAACCUGUUCCUUAAUGUUGAGGCCAAACAUGGUGAUAUCGCAGCUGACUUGAAGAAUUUCAUGCAGAAAGUGGGAUACAAGUUUUGCUUUGAUGGACCUACUAUCAUCUAUUGCCCAACAAAGAAAGUAACUGAAGAAGUAACAAGUGCUUUGAAUGGUCUUGAUGUACCAUGCAUGUCCUAUCAUGCAUCUUUGUCAUUUUCUGCUCGCAGGGAGGCUCAUCAUUCCUUUUUGAAUGACAAAAUUCAGGUGGUUGUAGCAACUGUUGCAUUUGGAAUGGGUAUUGACAAACCAGACAUAAGGAGAGUUAUCCAUUAUGGAGCACCCAAGGACAUAGAAUCUUACUAUCAGGAGAUUGGAAGAGCAGGCAGAGAUGGAUUACCUAGUGUGUGCACAACACUUUUCUCAAGAUCAGAUUUCAACCUCUCAAGACAUUUCAUCUCAGCAAUCCCCAGUGAGAAGUUCAGAGACCACAAGUUAAAAAUGCUGCAGAAGAUGGAACAGUAUUUGUCUACGACUUCUUGUCGUAGGAGGAUACUGCUGUCAUAUUUUGAAAGCGGAAAUCUGAAAGAAAUUGGUGGUACUCUGAACUGUUGUGAUAAUUGCCGUUUAAGGUCUGCUAAGAUAUGUCAUGGCCUAGACGUCUCAGCUGACUCUGAGAAAUCUGUUGAUUACAGGAAAGAAGCAGCUGAUCUUUUUAAAGCUAUAGAAGCAACAGGAAAUCGCUAUGGUCUCCAAGUCCCUAUCCUGGUUCUUAAAGGAUCUGAGACGCAGAAGGUGCAGUUCUUUAAAUCAAACAAAAUAUUUGGAGCAGGAAAGUACAAAAGUGCAAGCUUCUGGACAGCUUUAGGAAGAGCAUUGAUCUACGAGGGCUAUCUGAGAGAAAAAGCUGUUCAGGGAGGAUUUGGCUCCACUGUGGAAACUACUCAGAAGGCCAAGACGUGGCUAAAUCGUUUGAAUAGAAGUGAUGAAUGUCAUCUUUUUAUUACACCAACUGGAGACCUGCAACAGGAGGAAGAAAUGCAGAAGAAAAAAUCUGUUGUAUCUGUUUCCAUGAAGCCAAGUCAAGCAGUUGCUUCAAGCUAUGUUGUGAAGCCGAGCAUUUCUGCAUCACUGACAGCUGAUUCUGUUUCUGGAUCACAGUUGUUGCCAGCUACAUUGCAGCCAUCUGCACCACCAAAGGAUGACAGAAUUGUUAGACUUGAAACUGAUUUGUAUGUUAAACUUGUGAAGACUCGAAACAGCAUAUCUCAGGAGACGGGAUUCACACCUCAUAAUAUUGCUAGCAACAAAGUGUUGUUAGACAUGGCAAAGUUCAGGCCAAGCACGAGAUCCUCGUUAUUAAAACUUGAAGACUUCCCUGAGGUCAAGGCUGAUCGGUUUGGUGACAAGUUCCUGGAGUUUAUUAAAUCAUUCUGCAGUCAAUAUGACCUGAAAAUGGAUGAAUUUCCAGAAGAGCUUCAUGCAGCGGGCACUGACGACAGUAUUGGUGCUAUCAAGGAUACCUUAAUGAAAAUCUCAGAAACCCAGCGGCAGUCGUACAUCAUGUUUGCAGUAAACAAUCAGUCAUUGGAAGAGGUAGCUUCACGUCGGGGCUUAAAAGUCUCCACUGUGGUCACUCACUUAUGUGAAGCCAUGAAAGAAGGGUUGAAUGUUGAUAUUCGGCGCCUUGGGGUGACCGAGAAAAUGGAAAACCUGGUUACCAAGGCUAUCUGGGCACCGCCUGUCAAUGGAGGAAUCAACAGCCUGACCAAAAUCAAGGAUCAGCUGCCGGAAUAUGUGGAAUACAACCAUAUUAAAGUUGUUGUGGCUCUACUGGUGCAGAAGCAUGGACAGGAGAAGAAUAGUAACGAUGAAAUUGUUCUUUGUGGAAAUGCACCAUUUAAGCAGGAGAUUGUUGACAUUGAUGCUUCUGCAGAGACUAGACAGUGUUUAAAGCGACAGAGGACACAGUCACCCCCUCAACCUCCUGUAAAGGCAAGCUGUUCCUUGGCAUUGAGUCCAGAACCAAACUCCUUGGAGCCAAACUUUCUUCAGAAGUCAGUGUCUGAUACCCAGACCAGCUGUCUACAGCAGUCCCAGUCUUCUCAGAGCCCUAGUCAAUCCAGUUCUCAAGCCUCGACGAGAAAGCUCCCGUUCUGGAUAGCAGGAUCAGCAAACAAAACCUUGCUUAAGAAAAAAAUGAAGUCCAACAGUCUUUUCAAAUAA
Molecule: messenger RNA, 3291 nt
Organism: Candidula unifasciata
Lineage: Eukaryota; Metazoa; Mollusca; Gastropoda; Stylommatophora; Geomitridae
Source: the annotation of a GenBank genome assembly